Molecule: messenger RNA, 2499 nt
Organism: Sarcophilus harrisii (Tasmanian devil)
Lineage: Eukaryota; Metazoa; Chordata; Mammalia; Dasyuromorphia; Dasyuridae
Gene: SNAPC3
Product: small nuclear RNA activating complex polypeptide 3
Exons: 9
Coding region: 28-1233 (401 amino acids)
Biological process (GO): snRNA transcription by RNA polymerase III; snRNA transcription by RNA polymerase II
Cellular component (GO): snRNA-activating protein complex
Molecular function (GO): bent DNA binding; core promoter sequence-specific DNA binding; RNA polymerase III type 3 promoter sequence-specific DNA binding
Source: RefSeq, a predicted model, not a curated record
CGUGACUCGGAGCUGAGGAGGUCGGACAUGGCUGCUGAUCGUCUAGGGGACGGCGGCGGCGGCUCCUCAGGCGACGGGGGCGGGUUCAGGUUCCCGGAAUACGAGAUCCCGGAGCUGAACACGAAGCCCUUCUUGGUGAAGGCUCUGGGGAAGCUGUGGAAGGAAAGGCUUGUUGGGGCCCGCGACUUCUCUCUGGAGCCGCCGGCUCCCGGCAGCCUGACCGGGGCCGGAGGCGGCGAGGAAGAUGCGGCCGUGGCCGAAGACUUGGGCUGCAGCCUGGAGACCGCGACCGAGCUGAGCCUCGUGUGCGGUUUGGAUAAGUUGAAGUAUUGUGAAGAAGAGGAUGAUCCAGAAGUCAUUCCUGAAGACACCAACCUAGUGACUUUGGGACUUAGAAAGAGGGCCUUGGAGCAUCGAGAAGAAACCAUAACAGUAGAUCGUAUCUGCAGACAAGAAACCUUUGCCUAUGAGAUGGAAUCACAUGCCAUAGGAAAGAAGCCAUCAAAUCCAGCAGACCUAGUUAAUGAAGGAGAACUUAUUUUAACUCUGAAUAUCUUCUAUCCUGUCAUAUUUAGUAAGCAUAAAGAACGUAAACCCUAUCAAACCCUACUGGUGUUGGGCAGUCAAAAGCUCACAGAACUCAGAGAUUCAUUUUGUUGUGCCAGUGACCUUCAGAUUGGAGGAGAGUUCAGCAGCACACCUGACCAGGCACCUGAGCACACUAGUAAGGAUCUUUACAAGUCAGCUUUCUUUUAUUUUGAAGGAACAUUUUACAAUGAUAGAAGAUACCCUGAAUGCAGAGAUUUGAGCAGAACAAUUAUUGAGUGGUCAGAAUCCCAUGAUCGAGGAUAUGGCAAGUUCCAGUCUGCUAAAAUGGAAGAUUUUACUUUCAAUGACCUGUACAUUAAAUUAGGUUUUCCUUACUUGUAUUGUCACCAGGGAGACUGUGAGCAUGUUGUCAUCAUCACAGAUAUAAGACUUGUCCAUCAUGAUGACUGCUUGGAUAAGACACUUUAUCCCCUACUCACCAAGAAGCACUGGUUAUGGACCAGGAAAUGUUUUGUUUGUAAAAUGUACACAGCCAGAUGGGUAACCAACAAUGACUGCUUUGCACCAGAGGACCCUUGUUUCUUCUGUGAUGUUUGUUUCCGGAUGCUCCAUUAUGAUUCUGAAGGCAACAAACUGGGAGAGUUUCUUGCUUAUCCUUAUGUUGAUCCUGGAACUUUUAACUAAAGACAAAACAGAAAUACUACAAAAGUAAUUUUGUUGAAUGGUUGUUUGGAAUGACUGCAAUGCUCCUCAGAAAUGUCACUUUUUGAAUGCCUUAAGUGGCAGAAACAUUAAAACUGAAAAAGAAAAAUUGGGUUAUAACCCAAUUUAGCUGUUAACCAUUUUAUUCUUUGGGUAUGGUAUAUUAAACUCAGAGUAGUCUUGUUACUCUUACAUUUCUUUUCUUUCUUUGAGCUAACCACAUAGUGGUUCCAGGCAACCUGUGUCAUUCUUUUCAAGUUUGAAGUAAUAAAAAUUAAGCCCAUUUAAGAUUACUUCUUUGACCCAACGAACUGGAGCUCAAGAAAAAGUGAAGGUAAAUAUGUUUCAAGUGUGUUAAAGACCUUUAGGGGCAAGAGGUGGUAGGGGUGAUGCAAAUCCAUUUUCGUAAAAUCUUUUAGUGCCUCAGUGAUUUUUUUGUCCUUGCUGUUCAACACUUAUUUUUAUUGACUUGGAUGGAAGAUAAAUGGCAGAACUUCUUUGAAGUAGUGUCAAUCAACAUUUUUCGUUUGAUUUUCGCUAAGAUUUAAAAUUUUUUGUUAACAGUACACUUGUUACCAGUGAUUCAAGUUAAUGCAAAUGUUGAACAAAUGCAAACCACAUUUUACCAAUUCUAUUUUUAUGUCCUUAAAUUACUGUUUUUGUGUAUAAGUUUCAUCUACUCUUGGCUUUUUUGUGCUCCCCCUCUCACUAGGUAAUAGGGCAGUUGGAUAAGGUCAAUCAGAACAGUAUUAGUUAUUGUAUGAAGAAAUUUUGACUUGAAGCAUCAGUUUUAUUUUAACUUAUUUAUGGAGUCCUUAGGCUUGGGAAAUUCAGAACAACCCUAUCACAUUGUUUCGCCUUUUUUGUUUUUGUAUAUGGAAAUGUCCUUGUCUUGAGUUUUGAAAAAUAUGUGCAAAUCUUCAUUUUCUCUUGUCUAGGUUAACAUUAUAAAAAUAAUAAAACUACAUUUUACACCCGGAUAUUUGGGAACAACUCUACUACUUAAGAGAAGCUCAUCAUACAUAUGUAAAAGGUUGGUGACUUUGCAUAGGUUCAUUAUGUCUUAACCCAGUUUUAUCCUAUUUUAUCUUACUUGCAGUAAAGCAAGUAAAAAAAAAGCAACUUAUAUUAUUUCUGCUACUUAAUUGCAUCCUCAUACAAAGGAUGGGUUAUUUUAAGUUAUUAUCACCCAAACAAUAUUCUCAAAAGUAACCAGAAAAUGAAUCUUGAUAUAUUGUAAAGGAGUUU